AUGUACCUGUUUAGUCAUCUUCAUAUCAUUGCUCGAAACCCUCAUCAGGAUCUAUAUGACUAUUUACGCGAUAAGCUUGAGGGAUUUAUAUCAUUUUACGAACCUGAUCAACCGCCUAAGGUAGAUGCCAUCCGACGGACUCCUGGCGAUAAGCCAGAGCUUGUCAUCAUCGACGACUAUAGCAACGAUAAAAACCUUCAGAAGAAUGUAUUCAGUCAUUACUUUACCAGAGGUCGGCAUUUCAAAUUGAGUACCAUAUUCCUAAGCCACAGCUGGUUUGCAACGGACAAGAUGAUUAGAUUGAAUACGGAAUACGUCGCGCUCCUCCGAGCAAACUCUCGUCGGGAUUUGAAGCUACUUAUCACCGACUUUAAUAUACCAGGUCUGACUGAGGAAGGCAUCCUUCAUUAUUAUAACCGGGCGAUUUCUCGAGGAAAAGGCCAGAUGCUCUUUAUCGAUAGUGUCAAGGGUCAAAUACGCUAUAACUUUGAUACACCAAUUAAAAUUGGUGAAAAUUAUUAA
Phytophthora sojae is the source of this 522-nucleotide messenger RNA. RefSeq lists its product as hypothetical. Lineage: Eukaryota; Oomycota; Peronosporomycetes; Peronosporales; Peronosporaceae. The record is from RefSeq and is a predicted model, not a curated record. Bases 1 to 522 code for a protein of 173 amino acids. The transcript has a single exon.